UGACAGCCGCAGCAGUGCGUGCGUGAAUGUGGGGGAAGAUGAGGAGGAAGAUGUUUCUUCCGCCCUUCCUGUCUCGCAUCCUCAAUUGUGUCCGUGUUAAGCACGUAAUAGCUGUGAUUGGGAUUCUCCUCCUCUUGAAUUUCUUCGGCGCCUUCACGCAUCUCUUUGAAAGUGAUUUCUACACAGAAUUCCAUUAUCCCCUGGAGGAGGAUAUUCCACGGCUGGCUGAGCAAGUGAGACGCGGUCAGAAGCCCGAUGUGGCUCCCAUUACCAUUUACAAUCACACCCUACUCCACAAUCCGAGUCACAAGUGCAGAGACAAGGAGUUUCCCGUUGCGCCGCGCCUAGUUUUUCUCGUGAAAAGCGCCCUGCGGAAUUUUAAGCGUCGCAAUGCUAUUCGUGUCACAUGGGGCUUUGAACGACGCUUCUCAGACGUCACAGUGCGUACGGUAUUCCUUUUGGGUGUCCCAGGGAGCCCUGAAGAUGUGGAGACGCAGAAACUCAUUGACAUCGAAGCCACGAGCUAUCGUGAUGUGAUCCAAGCUGACUUUGUGGAUACCUACUUCAAUAAUACCAUCAAAACAAUGACUGGCCUGCGGUGGGCUGUGGAUUUCUGCCCCCGAGCACGAUUCUACAUGCUAGUCGAUGAUGAUUUCUACAUCAGCACCAAGAAUGUUCUACGAUUCGUCCGAAAUCCCGUCCACUAUCCCGAAUACUUGGAGGAAGCUGAUGAGACAAUACGACAAUUGGCCAGGAAGUUAACCCUCACAGCUGUGGGGAAUAUAUCCGAGACGGUGGAUAGGAAGGAGAUACAGGAUGUUCUCGAACGGCAUCCAGUUGCCCAUUCUGUGGACAGUAGAAAAAAUCUCUGGCAAUUGAGGCAACAUUUGGUAGCACCGGAAGCAGCAAAAGCCCAAAUCGGCCCCAAGAGUGCCGCAGCAAAACCUCAGGAUCGGCAACUUCUCGAUAUGGACCUUCCGGCAGAUGUUCGUCUCUAUGCUGGAUUUGUCUUCACAUCCUCCCCACAUCGUCAUCGAACUAGCAAAUGGUAUGUGGAUCUAGAUGAGUACCGUUGGCAUAUGUGGCCACCAUAUGUAUCAGCUGGAGCGUGCAUCUUCUCCCGGGAAGCUCUUCUUCAGCUCUACUUUGCCAGCAUGUUUACGAAGCACUUCAGAUUCGACGAUAUAUACAUGGGGAUAGUAGCAAUGAAAGCCAACAUUGAACCCCUCCAUUCGGAGGAGUUCUACUUCCAGAAACUUACAUACAGUGGACCACAUAGCUACAGGUACACCAUUGCAUCCCAUGGCUAUGACAAUCCCGAUGAAUUAGCCAAGGUUUGGGCAGAAAUUAAGGCAGCUGGACAUGCAUAAGAUACGAUGAAUCUCAUUGAAGGAAUCUCAUUUACUUCUUGCUUAACUCAUAAACAAACAAUAAUAA
This is a messenger RNA of Lutzomyia longipalpis, 1437 nucleotides long. Its product is annotated as beta-1,3-galactosyltransferase brn. NCBI's taxonomy places the organism in Eukaryota, Metazoa, Arthropoda, Insecta, Diptera, Psychodidae. Gene Ontology annotation, molecular function: UDP-glycosyltransferase activity; hexosyltransferase activity. The coding region runs from base 27 to 1370 and encodes 447 amino acids. The record is from RefSeq and is a predicted model, not a curated record. Gene Ontology annotation, cellular component: membrane. The transcript is spliced from 2 exons.